Diaporthe batatas is the source of this 1862-nucleotide messenger RNA. RefSeq lists its product as uncharacterized. Lineage: Eukaryota; Fungi; Ascomycota; Sordariomycetes; Diaporthales; Diaporthaceae. The transcript has 4 exons. Bases 143 to 721 code for a protein of 192 amino acids. Gene Ontology annotation, cellular component: cytosolic large ribosomal subunit; ribosome. Gene Ontology annotation, molecular function: RNA binding; structural constituent of ribosome. Gene Ontology annotation, biological process: translation. The record is from RefSeq and is a predicted model, not a curated record.
CGCUCCGUUCGUCUCGAAAUUAGCAAGGCAGGCCAACACCACCUGCUGUUCCCUCCUGGAAACUUUUUUUCGAAGCCCAGCAGCCCCAUCCUCCAACCCGACAAAUCACCGACAGCGGCCAUCAUCAGCAAGUGCAGUCAAGAUGGUCAACUUGGUUACCCAGAAGCGCCUCGCGGCCGAUGUCCUCGGCUGCGGUGAGCGCAAGAUUUGGCUCGACCCCAACGAGGUCAACGAGAUCUCCAACGCCAACUCCCGCCAGUCUAUCCGCAAGCUCGUUGCCGAUGGCCUCAUCAUCCGAAAGCCCGUCACCAUGCACUCGCGUGCCCGUGCGCGUGAGCUGAACCUCGCCCGAAGGAUUGGUCGCCACCGUGGUUUCGGAAAGAGGAAGGGUACUGCCGAUGCCCGUAUGCCUCAGCAAGUCCUCUGGAUGCGUCGCCAGCGUGUUCUCCGCCGCCUCUUGGUCAAGUACCGUGCCAGCGGCAAGAUCGACAAGCACCUUUACCACGAGCUGUACCACGCCGCCAAGGGUAACACCUUCAAGCACAAGCGCGCCCUGGUCGAGCACAUCCACCGCGCCAAGGCCGAGAAGGCCCGUGAGAGGCAGCUCAAGGAGGAGAUGGACGCCAAGCGUGCGAAGACCAAGGCCGCCCGCGAGCGCAAGGUCGAGCGACAGACGGCGAAGAGGAACGCCCUGAUGGAGGGUCUGGAGGAGGAGAAAUAAAUGCAUCAAGACGGCAACUGACGAAACAUUCCUCUACUUCCUUACUGAAAGAAGCUGUCUUCGGAAAGGGAUCCUGCAUUCGGAGUAAUCGGUUGGGUCGCUGCUCAGUACAUAUUUCUCUAAAUCCUACAAGGUCUUCUAGAGAAGUGCUGUCUCUUGACGGGGGUUUCUGGCAAGUUUUUACGGCAUUGAAAACGGGAUCAAUGAGCUGCGAACAAAUUUCACGGAUGGUUUCCUUGUUUAUGAAACACUCUGCAAUUCUCCCAGCCCACCAAGUGAUCUCGCUGGCCUUGUAUUGCACGACUACCCUGUUAGAUAGGCAGACAGUCGGGCCGUGGUCCUACAAUGCAGCGCAGCUUGCAAAGCACCACUGCUCUUGGUUGCAGGGACAUCGUGACAGCUUCACGCAUGCUCGGGACGGGCAUGACGGGCCAUGUGGCAAUGUAUUUAUUUGUACUUGGUAUUACAGUACCACUUCAAGCACCAACGGACCUUCUGUGUCCCGAGGCCAGACCAUGUGAUUGUUCCAUCGUUCCAGAUGAAUUUAUGGCUUGUCCAGUUGUCGAGACCAGCAACAAUAAUACACUUUACUUCAGCUGGCCGCCCACACCAUCCUAGCAUGCGAUCAUGGGCGGAGCGGCAAGCCAGCAGCAGUCAACGAACAUCCCCGGCCAGGAGCCCACUUGAGCUUCGACCCAAGGGCCUGGCAUUCAGGACCCCAAAACACACCCCAUUACACAUUUGAUUACUUCAACUCGGGCACUAUCUAGACUGAAAUGGGCAAAACACAGCGUCCUCGGAGAGACGAGUCAUUCGGGGGAAGGGCAAAGCAAAGAUUGGUAUGAGAAGAAAGGGCGGCCCAUCGCUGGCGCCGGUACAACUAAAACGAUGGGUCAGAGGCUUCAUAUUGUCUCCUGUCAAGGUGGUGAGGUGCCGCCAGAGACAUUUCAGCAUGCUCCCGCCGAGGCGGAAAACCAGAUAUGCAUACUUAGCGAUCUCAUCCUUCCCACAAUUAGUUGUGGGAAGGAGGGCGAGAGGGAGAAAUGGACGUAGUCCAUUACACCUCGGGGGAGCUGAUUUAUAGCCCAGGCGGGCAUGGUGGAGUGGAACUUUUCUUGGCCGGCGGAGCCACAGGUUAAUC